Molecule: messenger RNA, 1119 nt
Organism: Aspergillus japonicus CBS 114.51
Lineage: Eukaryota; Fungi; Ascomycota; Eurotiomycetes; Eurotiales; Aspergillaceae
Product: fungal specific transcription factor domain-containing protein
Exons: 4
Coding region: 1-1119 (372 amino acids)
Biological process (GO): DNA-templated transcription
Molecular function (GO): zinc ion binding; DNA binding
Source: RefSeq, a predicted model, not a curated record
AUGCUAACUACCAUUGCUCCUAGUGAGAAGUCGCUCGAAUCGGGCCUUCAGUAUUGGCUGGUGUUCCUGAAUUUCAUCGUCCAGAAGCUAGAUCUACACAAGGAUGACCAGGGUAUGGAUGAGGAUGACAAGGAAGAAAGAAGAAGGCUCUGGUGGGCCACCUAUAUUAUCGAUCGGCAUGCCGCUCUCUCUUUCAAUGGGCGUCCACGUCUCACUGAUCAAGAAUGCUCGUGGUUGCCGACGCCGUGCCCAGAUGCGAUCUGGGACAAUCUAUCACCGUUGCCUCGAUCGGAAAACUGCCUCCCCCAUAGUAUGACAUCGAGAUAUCAAGUCCGCAGUCUAGAUAUGCUUGGGACGUUUCUGCCCCUAUCAAGAAUCCUAGGCGACAUUCUCGAGUAUCGCUUCCUCGACGAUCAUCCAACGUUCAACACCAAUAAAGCUCUGCUAGAUACAAGCCGCGCAACCAUAAUCCGUAACUUGCAGCUGUGGUUCGACUCCUUUGAAUCGCUAGUUGAACCUGACUUCUGUCGAAUGUCAGAGCCAGAGUGCGAGCUUCUGCCGGGAGGUAGUAACCCAGCAGUCGCCUACUACGGCUUGCACAUGUACCACUGCAUGUUUGUGCUACUCCACGGUCGCAUGGAUGUGGUUCGCAUGUACCAUGAUCUUGAGUGGCAAGCAUCUCCCGACUUCCUUACCGCUGGCGAACACGCUGUCGCGUGCGCAAACGUUGCACGUCACAUCCUCCGGGUUGAUCCUCGAUUAAGCUUUAUGUAUCGCUAUUUCGGCACAUACUUCCUACAAUCGUCCUUCAUCUUCCUGAUCCUGGCCCAGAAACUAGGCCAACAAUCUGACAGCUUGAUUUUGCGCAACUGCGCGAUUAAUCUACAGGUCUUGGACAAGUUUGUGCUAGCCACAAACAUGGAUUACCAGCGAACAUAUGCCGAACUCCUUCGCAAAGCUCUCAGCAACAACAUGACACGAUCCUCUCAGGAAAAGGCUGAUGCUAGCCAUGACGACACCUCAGCACUUGAAGAGCUAGAGAGUCAUCUCGAUCCCGAAAUGCUUCGUUAUCGCUGGGCUCCGGGUUUUACGGGGUUGUGGGCGCAUACAGAGCCAUGA